UUAUUUCUUGUUUCACUUCCGACUUGUUUGUCUUUUCUCUGGUUCAUGGCUCUCUCAAACUGGUGCCACAUGUUGGUUUGAGUUAUUUUCCGCUGUUCGCGUGCCGUUUCGUCGCAGUUUUGAAACCUGGAUUGCAUCUGACGACUGAACGUAAACUGCCACACCAUGCCUCUCUCGUGUCGCUUCUACUCUCAAAAAUACCCGGAGCCCGAGGAUGUGGUGAUGGUGAACGUCAGGCAGAUCGCCGAAAUGGGCGCCUACGUCCGGCUCCUGGAGUACAACGACAUCGAAGGCAUGAUCCUGCUCUCCGAGUUGUCCAGGCGACGUAUCCGUUCCAUAAACAAACUCAUCCGCGUAGGGCGCAGUGAGUGCGUCGUUGUCAUCAGGGUGGACAAGGAUAAAGGCUACAUUGACUUGUCCAAACGACGAGUGUCUCCGGAAGACAUCACAAAAUGUGAAGAAAAGUUUGCCAGGGGAAGAGCUGUGAACAGCAUUCUUCGGCACGUGGCCGAAACGCUCAAGUUUGAGACAGAUGAGCAGCUGGAAGAGCUGUACAGGAAAACUGCCUGGUACUUUGAUGACAAGUUCAAGAAGACCACAGCAUCGUACGACGUCUUCAAGCUGGCUGUUACGGACGUGUCGGUCUUGGAUGAAUGCAACAUUGACCCAGAGACAAAAGAAGUCCUCUUGACCAACAUCAAGCACCGGCUGACUCCACAGGCUGUCAAGAUCAGGGCAGAUAUUGAGGUGUCCUGCUACGAAUAUGAAGGCAUCGAUGCUGUGAAGCACGCGCUACGGGAAGGCAUGUCGCUGUCCACCGAGGACAUGCCUAUCAAGAUCAACCUGAUUGCCCCUCCUGUGUAUGUCAUGACCACGACCACCAUGGACCGGACGGAGGGCCUAGAGGCGCUCAACAAUGCCAUAACCAAGAUUGAGGAGACAAUCCGAAAGGCUGGAGGUGUCUUCACUGUGCAGAGCCCGCCCAAGGUGGUGACAGAGACUGACGAGCUGGAGCUUGCCAAGCAGUUAGAUCGCCUUGAACAGGAGAAUGCUGAGAUUGACGGAGAUGACGACGACGAAGAAGCUGAAGCUGGCUCAGGUUCUUCUGGUGCUGAAGACAAUGUAGUAAUGGUUGAGGCCUGACCUGCUAGAGGCUCAGGCGAGAAUAAAGCAAUCUGCUUAACCCUUGCA
Messenger RNA from Dermacentor silvarum, 1191 nucleotides. RefSeq names its product eukaryotic translation initiation factor 2 subunit 1 (gene eIF2alpha). NCBI's taxonomy places the organism in Eukaryota, Metazoa, Arthropoda, Arachnida, Ixodida, Ixodidae. The record is from RefSeq and is a predicted model, not a curated record. The transcript is spliced from 8 exons. Bases 166 to 1143 code for a protein of 325 amino acids. Gene Ontology annotation, cellular component: multi-eIF complex; eukaryotic translation initiation factor 2B complex; eukaryotic translation initiation factor 2 complex. Gene Ontology annotation, molecular function: translation initiation factor activity; ribosome binding; RNA binding.